AGGAAGAGGCAUCAAAAGAACUAAGAACUUAUUUUUGUUUUAAACAAAGGAGGCUUUUUUUUUUCAUGAAAGCAACUGAAAAAGCUGAUCCAGAAAGCGAAAGCUUCUCAGUGCUAGCUGCACAGUGCACAGUUAACAGAUCAAGAAAGUCAACUAAUGAUACACAAAACCAGCAUUCCAGCAGUGAGGAGUCCCCUGAGGGAGGGAAUUGCAACUGAGAAUUCAACUAGAUGUCAAAGAGGAAGCUGCUUCUUUUGGUGGACGUGGAUCUUAUUUAACACUGGAUUUGUGUGCAUCGCUCUUCAGAUAAUCACCUGGAAAUCUGUUGUGCCUUCCCUUCAAAACAAGCAAGUGCUGCUAUACAAAGCAUUUCUUCUUCUCUCUUUGGCUUACAGUACAGGGUUUUGUUAAAAAGGAGAGUCUUUUUUUCCUAUGCACGGGAGGCUGCCACAUUCCACUCCCAGGAAAAUUAAGAAGAUCCUGUCAACUCAUCCUAGAUAACCAGUUCAGUUCACACAGAAGACCCGGUCCAUUUGGCAUAAGCCCUGGUUUUGUCUGAGGGAGCAAGUGCCCGAACAAGAGGCAUAUAUAUAAAUAUAUAUAUAUAUACACAUUUUUUUCUGGUUACUAUCUGAGGAUUAAUGAUGUAAAUGUGAUCCAGGGAGACAGAAGGAAGCAAACUCACUGAGCCAUGUAAGUGAACUGAAUUGCUGCAUUUACGUUUAUACAGUAUGUGGCUGGAUUUCAGCCCAUUACAAAUGGGAACGGUCCUUUUCCACACCAAAGACUGACACUUUUACUCUGUUCUGAUACACCUACAGGGGAAGACAAUUUAAGCAAGAACAUGUAUAGUGAAUUGUUAAAUUCAACCAGUGCCACUGAAGCUCACCUAAUCAUUCAGACCAACACACCCUACCUGAACAGCACACAGAGACCAGUAAGCUCCUCCGCGUUUUAUAUGUCAACAGCCAGGGUGUUAAAAGAAGGGGAAAUAAAUAAGCCAGAUCUGGUGACUUACGUUGUUCUGUUUUUCUUCCUGCUUUUGACUGUGAUAAUAAUUGUGCUCUUUAUUAACUGUCAGUUGAAAAAUUCUUUUUUUGCUACUCUACCUUAUGACAGAUCACUCCGAGAAACCAGGAGUACAUGGAGGACACAAGCUGUCUAAAGCCAGAAAGUGGAAGCCUUGUUUAAUACAGUUUUGCUUUGAUAUAUAGCAGUAGCAUGAGCCAGAAAACUUGUGCAAUAAAAUGUUAUUUCCUUGCACUGUUAGG
Molecule: messenger RNA, 1271 nt
Organism: Mauremys mutica (yellowpond turtle)
Lineage: Eukaryota; Metazoa; Chordata; Testudines; Geoemydidae
Gene: SMIM32
Product: small integral membrane protein 32
Exons: 1
Coding region: 845-1165 (106 amino acids)
Source: RefSeq, a predicted model, not a curated record